AUGCCCAUAAAGUAUCGUUCCAUCGCUUUCAAGCCGAGUGCCACCGUAGCGGGUCUUAUCAACAAGCGGACGAUUGCAAAGCAUAGGCUUGAUUUGGAUAUCAGCAGGAUUUCAUGCAUAUGGCUAUCAUUGUGUGCGGACUAUUCAGCAAUCUACUUGUCUUCUGGUGCAUUGGGAUUUUUAUGGAUGCAGCUGUCAUUGGAUGCCAACAUGUUUUCGUUCGUAUGGCUAUCAUUGUAUGUGGGCUAUUCAGCAAGCUACUUGUCUUCUGGAGCAUUGGGAUUAUCAUGGGUGCAGUUGUCAUUGGAUAUCUGCAUAUGGCUAUCAUUGUAUGUGGGAUAUUCAGCAAGCUACUUGUCUUCUGGUGCAUUGGGAUUAUCAUGGAUGAAGCUGUCAUUGCGAGCUACUUGUCUUGUGCCCUUUGGAUUCUUGAUGGAUGCAGCUAUUUUUGGAUGUCGACAGGGUUUCAUCACAUGA
This is a messenger RNA of Lichtheimia ornata, 477 nucleotides long. RefSeq lists its product as uncharacterized. The coding region runs from base 1 to 477 and encodes 158 amino acids. The record is from RefSeq and is a predicted model, not a curated record. NCBI's taxonomy places the organism in Eukaryota, Fungi, Mucoromycota, Mucoromycetes, Mucorales, Lichtheimiaceae. The transcript has 5 exons.